GCGGGCUUGUGGAAACGAGUAGGUGACGUCAGUUCGCCUGUUGGCAGAGAGCGAAACAAACAUGGCGAUGGAUUCGAGUGGCUGGGGAUUUACGUUAACUUUAUUCGUGUUUUCAUACGUUUUUGCGACGAGGCUGGUUGAAGCUUCGGUUUCAGACUCGAGGGAAACCACGCGGAUACUCGGCAUGAGGCUAGAGAAGAGCGACAAGCCAGCCGAGACCACCGAAAGGGGAGAUAUUCAGGUGACCGAGGGGAGCGACAUCUCCUUAAGGGUCUACGGGCUCCACUUGUUCCCCAACAGCUCGGAUAUCAUCGGGUUCGGUAAACUGUUCGUCAGUAAUAAAGAAGAUGAUGAUUUCUCAGAUAAAUGGUUAAACAGGACUUGUCCCAAAGAUCAGAAUGAUAUUGAUGUUAGGGGACCCAUGAAGGUAAACGACGAAAACACCUCAGGGACAGUCUCCCUCAGCAUCAAGCAGCUCCGUAAGAAUGAGAUGGUGAAAGUGUUCGGCUUGUGCGUCCUGGACGCCCGGGAUCAGAAGUGGUACCUGAUGGACGAAGAAGACGGCAGGCUGCGCGUGGUGGAAGCGAAGAAGUCCCUCCUGCCCAUCUGGCUGCAGAUUAUCCUCAUCUGCUUCCUGCUGGUGCUGUCCGGUAUGUUCAGCGGGCUCAACCUGGGACUGAUGGCGCUGGAUCCGAUGGAAUUGCGCAUCGUGCAGAACUGCGGCACAGAGAAGGAGAAGAAGUACGCGCGGAAGAUCGAGCCCAUUCGUAGGAAGGGCAACUACCUGUUGUGCUCACUGCUGCUCGGUAAUGUCCUGGUCAACACUACGCUCACCAUCCUCCUGGACGACCUCACCAAGUCCGGGGUCGGAGCAGUCGUCGCCUCCACUGUCGGCAUCGUAAUAUUUGGCGAGAUUGUCCCCCAGGCUCUUUGCUCCCGACACGGAUUAGCAGUCGGGGCGAACACCAUCGUCCUCACCAAGCUGUUCAUGCUGUUGACUUUCCCUCUGUCCUGGCCCAUUAGCAAACUCCUCGACUGCGUGCUGGGCCAGGAGAUCGGCACCGUGUACAACAGAGAGAAGCUAGUGGAGAUGUUAAAAGUCACCGAGCCCUACAAUGACCUGGUGAAAGAGGAGCUGAACAUGAUCCAAGGAGCGCUGGAGCUCCGGACUAAAACAGUGGAGGAUGUCAUGACGCCAAUCAACAACUGCUUCAUGAUCCACAGCGACGCUGUGUUGGACUUCAACACCAUGUCCGAGAUCAUGGAGAGCGGCUACACCAGGAUACCCGUGUACGAAGACGAGCGCUCCAACAUCGUGGACAUCCUCUUCGUCAAGGAUCUGGCCUUCGUGGACCCAGACGACUGCACCACCUUGAAGACCAUCACCAAAUUCUACAACCAUCCGGUCCACUUCGUCUUCCACGACACCAAGCUGGACGCCAUGCUGGAGGAGUUCAAAAAAGGAAAAUCCCACCUGGCCAUUGUCCAGAAGGUGAACAACGAGGGGGAAGGAGAUCCUUUCUACGAAGUGUUGGGGUUGGUCACCCUGGAAGACGUCAUAGAGGAGAUUAUCAAAUCAGAAAUUCUGGAUGAAUCCGACCUUUACACUGAUAAUCGCACGAGGAAAAAGGUGGCACCCAACAAAAACAAGAGAGACUUCUCUGCCUUUAAACAUGAGAGUGAAUCUAAGGUGAAGAUCUCUCCUCAGCUGCUGCUGGCUGCCCAUCGUUUCCUGGCUACAGAGGUGAGCUUGUUCAACCCAUCUCAGAUUUCAGACAAGGUGCUGCUGCGAAUCCUGCGUCACCCCGAUGUGAUCCAGGAGAUCAAGUUCAAUGAGAACGAUAAGCGGUCGUCCCAUCACUACAUCUACCAAAGGGGCAAGCCGGUCGACUACUUCAUUCUCAUCCUGCAGGGUCGAGUGGAGGUGGAGGCUGGAAAUGAGAACAUGAAGUUUGAGACCGGACCUUUCUCAUACUAUGGUAUCAUGGCACUCAGUGCUCCCACACUGGUGGCUGCACAUCGUCCUCGUCGCCUCUCCUUUAAGAGGUUUUCUCUGUUCUCUCGGUUGCCAGAGUUUCGUUCACCAUCCCAUAUCAGCGGCUUGAACCGAACAGCCUCGAUGAGCGGAGCCGACCGGAUGGAGUCACUUUCGGUCAGCGGCAGCAACAGUCAGCUCAACAACAGCAUCCCCAUGCAGCAGUACAUACCAGACUUCUACGUCCGAGCCCUCACUGACCUACAGUUUGCCAAGAUCACACGAGCUCAGUACCAGAACGGCCUGAUGGCAUCUCGCCUGGACAGCACGCCGCAGUCCCCCGAGAGCAGCCACAACACUAUUCGUAUGGAUCAGACGCCUCCCACCACCAUCGGUAACACCACCAUUACGGACCUGGGAGCAGACUCCACCCCUACGGAGAACGGCCCGGACGAGACGACGCUUCUCCUCCUCAAUGAGCAGAACUCGCCACACACAGGCAACCACCACAGCCAGGUGGAGAACAGAAUCUGACAGCCUCCACUGGUACCAGCCCUCCAUACUCCUACAUUGGCCCACGUGCACUACUACGCCCGGUUGUAUGCCGAGGAGGGGAGGAUUGUGUGUGAGUGUGCGUGUUUGUGUGAGUGGGAAUGCAGGCACAAGCUGAUGAGGCCCAAAGAGUCAAGCCACGUUCAUACUGUGUAAAUAUGCAAAGAUUAAACACACACACACACAAUCGUGCACACACACAGAGCAAACACACACUGAUGAGCCAAAACAUUUUGACUGUGCUUAAAGGAUGAACAGGAUAUUUACGGCCAUAAUGUUUGGGCUCAUCGGUGUACACACACAUACCAAAGUCUCCACACCUCUACCGAUCGAUGGAACUAGUAUCGCGUCAGUGUUUGCACAUGCCUCUUGAUCUGAAGGACCUGUUUGUCUGGACCAGAAAGCUCCUCCAUUUCUCGUUCAGAGGUGUUACCGAUUAUUUAAGUGUGUGUGGUGUAGUGUGUGUGAGAAAGAGUGUGCGUUGCUUCUAAAUCACUGUCCCUAAUCAGAGACUCAGGGAGACUCCGCCCUCCUCCUCAUUUCCGGAUGUACGUAAAAGCAAGUGUGGUCGAAAGCCCCAAACCAGCCCAUCGCCGCAUGUGUAGCAACCUGCAUCCCCCUCCUCCAUACAGCUAGAGGACAAAGACAACCCGAGCAUGUCUGCGGAGUUCACACAAAGUAAUACGUGUACCAUAGAAAUUUAUAGUGAGAUAUUUAUUGGGGAGAUAUUGUGGUUAAAUGAGGAUGGGGAUGGGGUGGAUUUCUAUCUAUAGAGAUAUAUUUUCUCUUCCUUGUUUCCUGCAUAGAAACAGCUGGUAGCCCAGAGCCUUUAUCCCAGAGUUGUUAAGAGAUUUGCCGCUGAUAGACCACCAGUCUGUAUUGUGAACAAGACAAUCAACAUGAAUAUUUUGAAUGUGUUAAAUUAAAUAUGUAGGGUACGUUAACUGUGGCUGCCCUGCUCUCCAAAUGCCAUAUCUGUGUCACCUUUAAUUCUGUUCCUCUGAGGACAGACGUGGAGUUUCUAGAUGGGUUGCAGAGACGAAGGCGUUCGAGAGCAAAGAAUCCUUUCCUACUUUUUUUUGGGUUUUUUUGUUUUGUUUUGUUUCUAAAGACGAUGGGUAGUCUGUGUCUGUGCGUGAGUUUGCGUGUACGAGACCAAAGCUGGCCAUCAUCUGACUUGUUGGGAGCAGAAACCAAAAGUGAGAAGCUUGAUCACCUCCUGACUGGAAAAUACUUUAAGAAAUCUGAGAGUUUAUUUAUUGAGUUUAAUGUCUGUGUAUGCGUGUAUAUAUUCCUGUUGAUUUGAAGGGGAGAAAAUGCAAUUUUAUUUCACCGUUUUGGGAGAUUUUACAUGUUAAAAUGUUUCUUUCCAUUCAGUGAUUAUGUUCGGGUUUGCUUUUUGUUUUUAAUGUAGGAAAAGGGGGUCACUCUAACAUAGUUUUUGUAUUUGUGUCUCCAAAUGCAACAUUAGCCACAUUCUGUCCGGUUUUUUUGUUUGUUUGUGUGUUUUUUGGUUAUAUUUUACCAGUUAUAUUUUACUGUACGCUCAGACAACGUCUUAAAGAAGAAUCUGAAAAUCUGUUUUCUGGUGGAUUUUUCUUUCCCUGAACUCUAACAGGAGCACAACCGUGUUUCGUGGGUAUUUCUUUAUUUUGUGAUACUCUGCUGCUUUUAAGACACCCGUUGUAGAAUUUUAUUUACACACUAACAACUACAUGUAACAGAUGUUCACUUUUUGGUACUUUUUAUUAGGCUAUACUUAAAAGAUGGUCAUAGCCUUUAGGUUUGAAACAUAAGCCCAAUGUGGAAGUGCCUUAAUCCUGUGUUCUUUCUAAUGGCCAGCAGGGGUGACUUCUCUGGUUGCAAAGAAAAUAUAAUUAUAUAAAAGUUUAUGAGGAAAUAAAUCUACUUUAAGACCACAGCAAAAAGGUUCCUUUUGAGUUUGCAGUCUGAAUUGCAAGUUUUUUAUUUAGUAUAAUUUGAUGUUUGUUUAGUAAAACAAGGUCCCAAUUAGAGUAAAAUUGUGAAUGCAUUAGCUCAUGGCUGUCUUUUGAUAAACAGGUUGGCAGUCCUUGGGCUCGCAGUUCCUCCAGUUGUCAACAGUAAAAAUAAAUGCACAACUUCAUUGAAGAUGAAGAUGAUAUAAAGUUUAUGGUUGCACCGCCUUUACUUUUUCUGUCAUCUUUGAGUAGCAAAGAUUUUUUUACAAGCAACAAGUUUCCAGCUUUGCUCUAAAAGAUGUGACCAAGUCUUCUGGGAUAUGCAGGACACCAGGAGUAUGAUACGAAGCAAGCGAAAGGAAAGAUGAUCACAAGCUGGUGUUAAAAAAAUUGAUUUUUCCUUUUAUUGUUGCGGUUUUUGAGAUCGGGAGCAUUAACAUAACACCCAGCAGCAAAAAUGAUUUUGAAAUUUGAAGAAAUUAGUAUUACUACAUCUACUACUACUUGUUUUCUGGAUGAGGAAAUCUGAAACCAAAAGCAUUUCCGUUAUUGUGGAAUUUCCUAUCUUGUUGAAGUGAGAUGUCAAUGAAAAUGAGUUUCAGCAGUGGUGGGAAAGGCCAGAGAGGUCAGUAAAUUUCCAAAACUUCAGCAAGUGCAACACAUGAUUAGAAUUUUAGUGUCUUUAGAAAAUAAACAUUUUUGACGUAGUUACAUGUAGUUGACUUAAUGUUGUUUCACAAAUUAUUAUUAUUUUAUUUCUUUCACCAAAUACAAAAGUGAUCCUCUAACAUUUCAAUGUUAGAUGAUGCAUUUUAUGUCUCAGUUGGCAAACCUACAACUUUUUGCACCAAACCAGGUGCUUUGUGAGUGUGACUUGUAUAUUUGAAUCAUUUAUUUGGCAGGUUUAAUUGCAUGUUACUGCCUACCAAAGACUAAAGUACAGCACUGAUGCUGCUUAUAAAGAGGCUGUGGCUGUUGGCUGGCAUCUUCUGUGCAAAUAUUGCAGCUAAACAGUUUUGGGGAAAUGCAUUUCAAGCAGGCUGUGAAUGUAUUUGAGCACAUGGAAAUAUAUUUAGAAGGAAAAAAAGUGCUGCUUGAAUGAGAUUUUUCAUCUCUUUUUCACACUUAAAAUGCCACUAGAUAACGCUAAUGGGAAGGAUUGUCAAUAAAUGGUAACUGAAGUCAUCUAUUUAAUUAUUCAUCAAUCAACUAUCCAGGUUAGUUGACACCAAUUUAAAUCAAAUAUUGAAAGAAAACCAGCAGCCUCUCCAACGCUUUAAUGACAAGCCCCAGUGAGUAAACACUAGUUCUACUUUUGAAUCUGCAUUAGCUUCAUGUGCUCAUGUUUUACUCCGUUUCCAAGAAAUGUUUGUAUUUCUUGUCUUUUAGGCAAAAAGUAAGAAUUUUGCAAGUGACAAAGAUUCAAAGAGUCCAUGGUUUUUGUGGUCUAAAAACAGAAGCAGCACACAACACACAGUUGUGUCACAAUGCUGCUGGUAACCCAAAUUUCAUAAUCAUAUUAUCACUGACUUCAUCAAGUGACUGCAAUAAUUUCACUCCCCUGUCCACACAGAAGCUAAAGGACUUUCUCACUGCUGUGUUGGCUUCACUACUUUUUAAUGACUGUACUUUUUUGUGUGUUCAUUCCUGUUUUUCCUUUUUCUUCCUUGUUUUUUUUACUUAAACACCACAGAGACACACGCAAACACACACUCCUAUUUCAAAGGACUGUAUUUUUUUCCAUGUUCAUGUUGGAGUGGCCCCCCAUCCCACAACCCCUGCUUUAAAUUGUUCUGGGUUUGGGUUUAUUAUGGUGCACGUGAAUGUGUUUGUCAGUGCCUAUAUAAUGUGUGUGUGUGGGGGGGGGUGUUUUCUUUUUUUGUACCUCAGAACACUGUUAGUGAUUGUGGUAAUAAUUUUUUUUUAUUUUUUUUAUUUUUUAUUUUUUUGUCUCGAGUUAAAUUUGGGAACAGAGCAAAUGGAGCGACUGGCAUUUGGGAAAAAAUACUGAUUGUCCUUCAUUCUCUCUGGCAUGCUUUAACUUAAAUAUAAAUAGACACAAGGUGUAAAUACUGUUUUAUAAUUUCUGUCUUAAUGAGUUUUGAAAAUGAAGAAAGUUAUUAAUAAACCUGAGAUAUAUUUCUCUACA
This is a messenger RNA of Maylandia zebra (zebra mbuna), 6616 nucleotides long. RefSeq names its product metal transporter CNNM4 (gene cnnm4b). Gene Ontology annotation, molecular function: magnesium ion transmembrane transporter activity; sodium ion transmembrane transporter activity. The record is from RefSeq and is a predicted model, not a curated record. NCBI's taxonomy places the organism in Eukaryota, Metazoa, Chordata, Actinopteri, Cichliformes, Cichlidae. Gene Ontology annotation, biological process: magnesium ion transport; magnesium ion homeostasis. Gene Ontology annotation, cellular component: plasma membrane.